Molecule: messenger RNA, 2328 nt
Organism: Lactuca sativa (garden lettuce)
Lineage: Eukaryota; Viridiplantae; Streptophyta; Magnoliopsida; Asterales; Asteraceae
Source: RefSeq, a predicted model, not a curated record
AUGUUACAAAAUCAUCCUUCACAUUUAAAUGUUAGAACUCCUUUAUCUAACAUUUCCAAUGCCAUGGAUAUUUCCAAUAACAGUUUUGAAUCACUGUCAACAAACAUCAACUUGGAUUCAAACGAAAAAUUCAAAGGAGUGGUCAAUCGAAAGAAAAACGUAUGCACAUCUAUGUCAAAUUUAUUAUUGUAUACCUUCAAACUUGUUUUCCCAGUCAUGGAUAUUUCCAAUAACAAUUUUCAAACACCGUUACCAAACAUCGGAUUGGAUUCAAACGACAAAAUCAACCGAUUUGUUCAUCGAAAUAAAAACAUAACCUCAUCUAAAUCAACUGCAAACAUGUCAAAACAAUCAAUGUUACAAAAUCCUCCUACACAUUUAAAUCGAUGGAUACUUCAAAUAACAGUUUUCAAUCACCGUUACCAAAUAUUCGACAAUACUCUGGAAAAUUUAUCUCCUAUUCCAAUAAUUGGUUUGAUAUCCGAUCAAGACAACAACGAUGGUCAAAGUAAUCAAAACAUAUACAACGAUUAUUUGGACCAUGGUGAUCAGAUUGAUGUAUGCCAAACAUGUUUUGCAAAAUUAUGGAAAGAUGAAUCUAUCAGAUGUAGAAAAAAAGAUAAUGAAAAUUAUUCUCUAUGUUGUGGUUAUGGCAAAGUUGAACUUCCAGAGUUAAAGAAUGCACCUCCAAGUUAUGAAAUUCUUUUUAGAUCUGGAGAUUCUAAAAGCAAACAUUUCAUGAAGAACAUUCAUUCUUACAAUUCUAUGUUUUCUUUUAUGUUGAUGGGUGGCAAAAUUGAUUCCUCAAUCAAUAGAGGCAACGCUCCAUACAUUUUUAGACUUAGUGGUCAAAAUUAUCAUAGUAUUGGAAGCGUUUUACCAGAUCAGGGAUUUAAACCAAAAUUCUCUCAGUUUGGAGAAAAUCAACGAUCUACAUCAAAUUGUUCUGUCCUUGAUGAUGAUAUUAUACAAGAUUUGAAAUUGAUGUUAGAUUCAAAUAAUGUCUUGGUUCAAUCUUAUAGGAUGAUUAGAGAUUGUUUUAAUGAAAAUCCUCGUGCUGAUAUCAAGUUGAGAAUUAUUGGAAGAAGGGACCAAGACGGAAGGACAUACAACCUACCAUCUGCUUCUGAGGUAGCAGCUUUGAUCGUUGGAGAUAUUGGUGAUUCAAUUGAUAAUAGAGAUAUUGUUUUUCAAACUUCAUAUGGUUCUCUACGGUGUAUUAGUGAAUUACAUCCAUCAUACCUUCCUCUUCAGUAUCCACUACUGUUUCCAUAUGGUGAUGAUGGUUACAGAGUUGACAUACCACAUCGAGGUAUUACAUCUUCAAGCAACAAUGCUUACUCUAUGAUUGAAAGCGAGAGAUUACAUUUCAUAAGGAGCAAACAACAAAUUCUUAGAUGUGAGUCUUAUGCGAUUUUACGUAAUCAACAAGACCUUGGGAAUAGAGAUAUAUCCAACAUCGAACAACGUGUUAUCUUACCUACUUCAUUCACUGGCGGUGCGCAUUAUAUGAUGCAAAACUACCUUGACGCCAUGUCCUUAUGUAAAUGGUUUGGAUAUCCUGAUUUCUUCAUAAGCUUUACAUGUAAUCCAAAAUGGCCUGAAGUUAAAAGGUUUCUUCGUAACACUUCAUUGCAUCCAGAAGAUAGACCUAAUAUCUUAUGUAGGUUAUUCAAAAUAAAGCUUGAUGCUUUUAUUAAAGACAUACAAGAAAAUAAAAUUUUCGGCAUCGUUCAAGCAGUUGUCUAUACAAUUGAAUUUCAAAAAAGAGGUUUGCCACAUAGUCAUAUUUGUCUAUUUAUGCAUGUUGACUCUAAGUGGCCUACUGUUGAAUAUAUUGAUCCGAUAAUUUCCGCGGAGAUUCGAAAUAUCAAUGAAGAGCCAGAUUUGUAUUCACUUGUAAGUGAAUUCACUAUACAUGGUCCUUAUGGAGCUGAAAAUAUGAAUUGCCCAUGCAUGGUUGACAGGCAAUGUUCGAAAAAUUUUCCAAAGCAAUUCUGUAAUCAUUCUUUAGUUGAUGUCAACGGUUAUCCCUUAUAUAUGAGAAGAAACAAUGGACAUUUUGUCGAAAAAUCAGGUGUCAAGUUAGACAACAGAAAUGUUGUUCCAUAUAACAAAUAUCUAUUGAAAAUACAUCAGGCACAUAUUAAUGUUGAAUGGUGCACUCAGGGAUCUUCCAUACAGUAUCUGUUUAAAUAUAUAAACAAAGGUCCAGAUAGAGCUACAGUUGUUGUUGACAUCAACACUGAUUCUCAUCAAGAAAAGGUUGUGGAUGAAAUAAAAGAUUAUUAUGAUUGUAGAUAUUUAUCUGCAUGUGAAGCAUCAUGA